GCAGUAAUGCGUUUCGGCUUUGGCACCCGCCACACUCAAGCUUUGGUACUGUUUAUAUGUUUAACCGUGGCGUACACCAUGAGGGCUCAGCUCAGCGUGUCUAUGGUAGCCAUAACUGGUCACGCGGUCACAGAAAGUGAACUCUGCAGUAAUGUAAGCACCAGUGAGAAUACCAGCUGUGUUACAGAAGAAAUCAGCGCCUGGAGUGUUUAUCGUACGUACAACUGGAAUAAAUCGACUCAAGAAAUGAUAUUGUUCGCGUUCUUCGUCGGCUACACCACCAUGAUGAUCCCGAUGGGUAUAAUAGCGCAGAAAUUCGGUGGAAAAUUUCCGAUCAGUGUGGCGCUAUUCGUUAAUGGAGUUGUUUCUAUCAUCAGCCCUUGGAUCCCUUUAUUUGUAAGUCCUUAG
Bombyx mandarina (wild silkworm) is the source of this 408-nucleotide messenger RNA. RefSeq names its product inorganic phosphate transporter 1 (gene Pi-t1). The record is from RefSeq and is a predicted model, not a curated record. Gene Ontology annotation, molecular function: transmembrane transporter activity. Lineage: Eukaryota; Metazoa; Arthropoda; Insecta; Lepidoptera; Bombycidae. Gene Ontology annotation, biological process: transmembrane transport; monoatomic anion transport. Gene Ontology annotation, cellular component: membrane.